Molecule: messenger RNA, 420 nt
Organism: Ochotona princeps (American pika)
Lineage: Eukaryota; Metazoa; Chordata; Mammalia; Lagomorpha; Ochotonidae
Product: cytochrome b-c1 complex subunit 9
Exons: 2
Coding region: 58-252 (64 amino acids)
Biological process (GO): mitochondrial electron transport, ubiquinol to cytochrome c
Source: RefSeq, a predicted model, not a curated record
GAGCGAGAGGUCGGACUCGGCUGAGGCGCGGAGACGCUAGACUGGCACUGAGGAAACAUGGCGGCUGUUACGCUUACCUCGAGGCUGUACACGCUGCUGUUCCGCAGGACUUCCACCUUCGCUCUCACCAUCGCGGUGGGCGCCUUGUUCUUUGAGCGUGCCUUCGACCAAGGCGCGGACGCCAUCUACGAACACAUCAACGAGGGGAAGCUGUGGAAGCACAUCAAGCACAAGUACGAGAACAAGGACUAGUUCCCAGGAGACCCCCUCCAAAGGGCGCGAGGACCAGGUCCACCCCACGCCCAGAACUGAGGCCUCAGCUUGAAGACGACACUUAAGUGACUCUUCAUUGACCACCCUUCGUUUGUUGACAAGAAAUGAUGUCAUCUAAGAACAGACUUUAAUCUCUGCCGUGUUUGA